AUGGGUCUGCCACAAGACUUUUCCACUCCGGUGCCCUCCAUUGAGGCGGACUCACCCCUCUCCAAGCGUCGUCGCUUCACCCCCAACUCCCUGCCUCCCAUCAUCCCUGUCACGGACAACGCCGACAUUGAAAACCACACCUUUGACUCGCCAUUGCUCCUGCAGCUCUGCGAACAAGCCCCUGACCAGGCGGAAAUCGAGGCAGGUCUUCUCCAGGUCGGUAUGCGCGUCAGGAAGGCCGUUGCUGAAGGAUACAAGACUCAUCAAAAGAAAUUCACUCCUCGGCCCUUUUUCGACAUGCACCGGCUUUCUCCCGAGACCCAAGCUGCCCUGUGUGCUGGCAACGCUGAUACCACCAACGAGCUCUCCCCUUAUUCUGCCGCCGAGGUCCAGCCCAUCAGCACCGCCACCUUUUGUGGUGUCAGUUUGGCCUACCUCUCCCAUUGUAGCGAGGACUGGUCGAGCCCUUCGUUCACCCAGCAAUCUCUCUGGUCUUAUUCCACCAGCCACAAGCGUUCAUACGAGGCCGACUCCGACAGCGACGACAGCCAGGACUGGCAGCCUCGAACUCCAAACUUGGUGGCUGACGCGGGAGUUCACAUGCCUGUCGAUUAUUUCGCCAUCGACAUCGACACCAUGAGUGAUGUCAGCCCAAUGACCCAAGUCGGGGACCGUGCCAGACAACAUUUCAACGGUCGACGCAUGGCUCUGCCAAAGAGUCGCGGCAGAUUCUUCCAACAACCCGAGACACAAGUGCCGCCUACCUCGGCCGUCAACCCAUUCGCCAACAUGAUUGUUCAACAACCCGAAUCUCAACUCGCGAAUCAUUUUGGUCACAAGAGGAUGAUGAGCUGUGGCAUGGAAGCUGCCAUGGAUUUCGGUGAAGCUUCAUUCCUGCAACGACGGGAGGAUGUUGAAAUGGAUUGCUCUUAA
Cladophialophora psammophila CBS 110553 is the source of this 933-nucleotide messenger RNA. RefSeq lists its product as uncharacterized. NCBI's taxonomy places the organism in Eukaryota, Fungi, Ascomycota, Eurotiomycetes, Chaetothyriales, Herpotrichiellaceae. The transcript has a single exon. Gene Ontology annotation, molecular function: ribonucleoside-diphosphate reductase inhibitor activity. The record is from RefSeq and is a predicted model, not a curated record. Gene Ontology annotation, cellular component: nucleus; cytoplasm. The coding region runs from base 1 to 933 and encodes 310 amino acids.